Molecule: messenger RNA, 2177 nt
Organism: Wyeomyia smithii (pitcher-plant mosquito)
Lineage: Eukaryota; Metazoa; Arthropoda; Insecta; Diptera; Culicidae
Exons: 5
Coding region: 180-2075 (631 amino acids)
Biological process (GO): SCF-dependent proteasomal ubiquitin-dependent protein catabolic process
Cellular component (GO): SCF ubiquitin ligase complex
Molecular function (GO): protein binding
Source: RefSeq, a predicted model, not a curated record
GGUGCUGAAAACACGAGUGCUUAGACAGCGGAUCGAUGCGCCAUCUGACAGUAAACUGAGAACACGCGCGUCAGGAUAUUGGAGUAUUUUUAGCGGAAGUAGUAUUUUUUGUUCGUGCCCAACGAAGACGGUCGAAUAAUUCACGCGACAGUAAAAUCAGAAUAGUUUUUCAAUCUAGAAUGGAGAUGAUGAUCGAGAGUUAUUUCAAUAUGCACUACUAUGGCUAUCGGACGCAGUCAUCGGAAUCGGAAUCUGAUUCGGAAAGUGAGGUGGAAAGCAUAGACGACCGUGAAUUCCCCUUCGAGGACGAUAUUUUUUACAUCAAUAUCAAAGCCCCGAGAGCGAAAACGGGAUGGGACAAUUUGCCAAUGGAGAUUUUGAUUCAUAUUUUUGGAUUUAUCAGACCAAGCGAUCGCGAUUCAGCCGCCCUCACGUGUCAUCGCUGGUUUGAGGCCCUCCGCCAUCCGAUCUUUCUCAACGCAACCUGCUUUCACUUCGAACGAAUCGACAUAAACGAUAACCAGUCACCCAUACAGAUAUUUCUGGACAGUUUCCGCCACUUUACCAACAUCAAACUUACUAAGGUACGAUUCAGCGGCCAAACGGAAUUCUGGGACUGCUUCGGAUUUCACAUACGGGAGAUAACGUUCGAUAACUGCGCACUCAACAAAGAGAAACUGUCCAACAUCCUGGGCACUAUGCCAAACCUAGAACGGUUAAAUUUAGUCGACUGCGACGACUUGUUCAAAAGUUGGCAUCCUGUGAGUUUCGACGAUAUUUCUCCAAUUUGCGAACGACUAACCCAUCUAGGUUUGCGCAAAAUCAGUGCUUUCAACGAAAGACACUUGUACUAUCUGGUGGAGAUGGCUCCGAACAUUUCCUCGCUGGAAAUCUCAAAAUGUCUCAAAGAGAAAGACGCCACCAAACGAGUGGAGAUCCUCACUCACGUACUUCGUAUCUUGAAACUACACAGACACCAGAUGAGAUCGGUUAACUUCAGCUACACCAUGUAUGACGACCUGUUUCUCAAGCAGUUUGCCGAGAUCGAAAACAUGUCUCUCAGCAACAUAUGUUUGUCCUUCUUCGAACGAGCCCCCAUCAAAGAUCCUGGAAUAAUCGACGUCCUGCGGAAGCACACCUACCUCGUUCACCUUGAUCUGUCAUCCUUUCUCAAUCUAACGGACUUUGCACUCAUAGAGCUUGCCCAGUCAAUGCCCCUGCUGAAAACACUAAAACUAAACGGCUGCUGGCUGCUAACGGACUUUGGCAUAUCGGACAUUCAGAAACUACGCAACCUAACCGUGCUAGAUCUAUCGGACUGCGAUCGAGUGACGGACAGUGGAUUCCUGAAAGCAAUCGUCGAGAGGGGAAGAACAAACAUGAGAGAGCUGUACCUUAGUAUGCUACCGGGGUUAACGGAAACUGUGGUGCUGAAAAUUUGUCUUACCCUGACCGGCCUCACCGUGCUGGACCUGUGCGGAUCGGACUGUAUGAAUGACACGUCCAUACAGUUCGUGUUCUGCUACUUGAGUCGUAUCCGGAUCCUGCGGCUGAAUGGAUGUGUUAAGAUAUCCGACGCUGGACUUACCGGUGUUGAGUUGCAACGAGCAGCCAUCGAUAUUUGGGACAGCCAGCAAACGUUCUCGAUCGAUAUGCUGCGUGGCCUACAAGAACUGCAAAUCUCAGGUUGCUUCAAGGUAACCGAUUUCGCCCUAAAACAGUCCUUUCAGUUACUCGAGCUGACGGAAGUAAAUCUGUCGCAUUGCGUUCAUAUUACAGAGGAAGGUAUAGACGCCAUGGUAAGAAACUGCCCUUCGCUGGAAUCGAUCGACCUGAGCGAUUGCUACCACAUCAACGAUGCCUGCAUCGAUUCAAUCUGCAAGCACUUACCUAGGAUAGCCACACUGAAGUUGGUUCGACUGUCGCUGAUAACGAUCGACAGCAUUAAUUCAAUCCUGAGCAACUGCAAGAAGCUGAAAAAUAUCAACCUACGUGGAUGCAGCAAAUUACCACGAGAUGCGAUUGAUCUUUUACGCAAGCUGAAUACCUUACGAAACUGGCCAAACAAAGAUUAGAUGCUCGCGGACUUACCAAGGUCACUUCCAACAGCGCACAAAUUGUCUGCCACAGGUGGUCAUCGAAUAUAAGAAGCAAAUAAACAAUGCAUAAUAUAGCGA